UGCUAGAGGAAGAUGGAGAGCCCGCUGCUCUUAUUCCCGCAGCUAAACAUCUCUGCUUCCAAGGAUAAAUCCUACUACAAAGUCAUGAAACCGGCCCAUAAAGAAGAGGCAAAUAAAGCAAGCAAGCCUGGAGCUAAGCAGAAGAGAAACAGGCUGAGCCUUCUGCUGCAGAAAACGGAGUUCCACGAAGACGUUCAUCUUGGCAAGGCUGCAAACCUGAAAAAAGCAGCAAGUGUGUCUCCUGAAGAAGCAGUUAAAUGGGGUGAAUCUUUUGACAAACUGCUUUCCCAGAAAGAUGGGUUGGAUGCUUUUACAAAGUUUCUGAAAACGGAGUUCAGUGAGGAGAACAUCGAGUUCUGGAUAGCUUGUGAGGAUUACAAGAAAAGCAAAACGACACAUGAGCUGCUCCCAAAAGCCAAGACCAUUUAUGAAACGUUCAUACAGAAAGAUGCACCAAAAGAGGUGAACCUGGACUUCCACACCAAAGAAGUCACCAGCCAGAGCAUCAAGCAGCCCCUCAUCAGCACCUUCGACGCAGCACAGAGCACAGUCUACAAGCUGAUGGAGCAAGACAGCUACCCACGCUUCCUGAGAUCCGAUCCUUAUCUGAACUUGGUGCAGGGSAGGAAUCCCAGUCGUCCCGCCAUGAGGAGACGAUCCCGAUCUUUCACUGUCAAUGAUUUCCAGGAUGUGCGACCAGACUUUACCAUAUGGUAAAGCCCACAACAGCCCAUAUGUGUUUUAGCUACUGCAGUCAUAUGSAUGACUUAAAAUCCUAAUUUUUUUGCUGGUGUAAAUAUGUGUGUCUUGAGCAUGGUUACUCCCACGCAGAUUGGAGUUCUGUACUCAGUGAAUAAUCUCAUUUCUGAUAGAGGAAGAAGCAGGACACAGCAGAUAAAUUCUUUGUACAGUAUUUUUUUUUCCUUGAAGUCAAGCAAAAUCUGCAAUUAUAUUUCAAGACACUGAUUUUCCUACAUAAAAAUAUUGCUCAAAUGCCAGCUGAUAAUACCCAUCACAUAGCCUGGCCCUGUAUUAUUUAGAGUUUUGUCACGGUGUGAACCUAUAGACCCAGCCUUUGCACAGAAGUACAUUUGCAGUAUUUCCUACACUAAGCACAGACUUUCUGUGGUAUUUUCUCAUCCUAUAGAGCACAUGGUAACAUUAAUUAGGCAAAAAAUAAAAUUACAAGGAUUUUAACUACAGCCACUGCCUAAGUAAAAUGUAUGCUAUUGCAUAAUU
Molecule: messenger RNA, 1239 nt
Organism: Nothoprocta perdicaria
Lineage: Eukaryota; Metazoa; Chordata; Aves; Tinamiformes; Tinamidae
Gene: RGS18
Product: regulator of G protein signaling 18
Exons: 5
Coding region: 13-717 (234 amino acids)
Source: RefSeq, a predicted model, not a curated record